Messenger RNA from Paracoccidioides brasiliensis Pb18, 642 nucleotides. RefSeq names its product ribosomal protein L19. Bases 1 to 642 code for a protein of 213 amino acids. Gene Ontology annotation, molecular function: structural constituent of ribosome. Gene Ontology annotation, biological process: translation. The transcript is spliced from 3 exons. Gene Ontology annotation, cellular component: ribosome; mitochondrial large ribosomal subunit. The record is from RefSeq and is a predicted model, not a curated record.
AUGCGGCCAUUGGGCUCCUGGGGCGCAGUCAGCCGCGGAUUCAAGACCCACGAGUUCGGCCGCCACUCUCUAUACACGGUCUUCUCCCCGCCAAAGGAGAAGAUUCCGUUCCCGAAGAACCUUCCGCCGCAGUUUCUGUGCCAGAUACCAAAUCUCCAUAGGCCUGACAAACAGGUCGGGAGGAAAAUAAUAGUGCCUCCUCCCCCGGAAAGCAAAUGCAGGGCAUUCAAAGACCCCAUCUCCGCCUUCACAAAGGACCAGCUCGCCAUAUACGACCCUACCGGCGAAAGAAAGGCGCUCUUCGAUCGACGGAACCCCCACGGUGUCAAAGUGGGAGAUAUCCUACGAGUCACCUUCAAAUCCGGGGACCCGUUCGCCGGCGUAUGCCUGAACAUUCGGUCCAGAGGGUUGGACACUUCGUUUUUGCUGCGAAAUAAAUUGACGAGGAUCGGAUGUGAGAUGUGGAUUAAGGUUUUUAGUCCGAACGUGCAGUCUGUGGAGAUUGUACAGCGGACAGAGAAGCGGAAGAGACGCGCCAGAUUGUAUUACAUGAGACAUCCGAAACAUGAUAUGGGUAGCGUUGAGGGUAUUGUUCGUCAAUACCUUAGAAGCCGAUUGCAACAGCGGGGAUCUACUCGUUAA